UCAGGGAAAUUCUUGCCUUUUGUUACUCCACAUGGUGACUCAACUCUCUGUGAUCCCCAAACCACUGGGUUCCCAGCCAAGCAGCCCCCCACCCCCAACCAAUCCUGCAGAGUGGAGGGGAGUCCUGGAGACCCUGCCCCUGCUCUGGACUCUCAUCAUGGCUUGGAACAGAGACAGCUAGGACUUGGGGUUCAUGGACUCGCCCCCUCCUUCUAGGCUCUAACUCCCCCUGGAGCCAAGGAAAUUCUCUUAUAGAGGACUCUCCCAAGCUCUUAGUACAGUGUUCCCAAACAUAGGAAGUGCUCAAUAAAUACCAGUGAUUGAUUUGUUGACUGAAAUAUCUGGAAUUGACCCAUGUUUCCCUCUGAAGGUGUUCUUGGGUAUUUCAUUUCAGCUCCCCUCUUUCCGACGGCUUUGUCCUUGAUGGUGGCCCUGGGUGUGACCCUCCCUGUGCUGGGACUUCUCAUCACUGGGGGUCUUUAUCUCAUCUGGAAACACCCCAGGGACAAAGGGAAACUCCAGAUCGAGCUCAGGUGGAGCAGGGGCCAGUUGCACAUGGCCAACGUCACUCUCGAUCCCGACACGGCGUAUCGCUUUCUCGUCCUGUCUGAGGAUGGGAAACGGGUGACAGUGGGAUUCAUACGGCAGGACCUGCCCGACAAGCCGGAGAGAUUCAGUGAUGUUUGGUGUGUGCUGGGCCGCGAGUGCUUCACCUCCGGGACACAUUGCUGGGCGGUGGAUGUGGAAGACGCGACCGUCUGGUCUCUGGGGGUCUGUAGGGAAAAUGUGAGGAGAAAAGGGAAGAUCUCGGAGUCACCUGCCGACGGACUCUGGGCCGUGAAGAAAGAGAGAGAACAAUACUGGGCGCUCACCUCUCCUCGCGUCCCUCUCUCCCUGACCACCUCCCCCCGCCGGGUGGUGGUUUACCUGGACUGCGAGGCCGGAGACGUCUCCUUCUACAGUGGCACCGACGGAUCCCACAUCUACACUUUCCCCCGCGCCGCCUUCUCGGGGACCCUCCGACCUUUCUUCCGCCUUUAUUACCUGUAUCAAUCCCUGAAAAUCUGCCCUGUCCCUGGUGGGGAAGGGGAAAACCCUGUCCCUGCCCCCGCUCAGGAGACUCCAGUGACCCCCCCAGGGCAGGGACCGGCCUCAGUCGCUGGAGAUGGGGAUCCCCUCCCUGGGGCCGUUGCCCCAUUGCUCCCCCCGCAGCCCGGCUCCGGAGUCCCUCCUGCCCCUUAGGGAGCCUCCCGGCCCUGACCUGCCUCUGCCCCCUGUACCGCUCAUUCCCCCCCCCCCCCACCCUCCCCAGGGCUGCAGCUGCUGUGUCCCCGCCUCCUCCGCUGCUCCCCCAGGGCAGGCCCAGCCUAGGAGGGGUCUCUGCUAUUGCUGCUGCUGCUGGGGAAGUGUCCCUGCUGAGGGCGGGGCUGGGGGCAGUAAAGCAGCUGCUGCAACUCUGGUACCUCAGUGGGGUUUUACAAGUGCCACUGACCCUCCUGCUCCUUACUCCUCCACCAGACCCUGAACUCGGAGGGCAGAGGGGCAGCUCGCCUCCACCGCACAGUUGUGAUAGACUCCAGAUUCUCCUGGUUUAUGGCAAUUCUUUUUGAACAUUCGUGUGGGAUUGGGUUCUGUUCCUGGCUCAGUGUGGCGCUGGCUAAUGUGGUUACAUGCCUCACCUUGAAUUCCCCAUAAUAAUAAUAAUAAUGAUGGCAUUUGUUAA
This is a messenger RNA of Ornithorhynchus anatinus (platypus), 1723 nucleotides long. RefSeq names its product butyrophilin subfamily 1 member A1-like. The record is from RefSeq and is a predicted model, not a curated record. The transcript has 4 exons. Bases 355 to 1242 code for a protein of 295 amino acids. Lineage: Eukaryota; Metazoa; Chordata; Mammalia; Monotremata; Ornithorhynchidae. Gene Ontology annotation, molecular function: protein binding.